Messenger RNA from Closterium sp. NIES-65, 3555 nucleotides. Lineage: Eukaryota; Viridiplantae; Streptophyta; Zygnematophyceae; Desmidiales; Closteriaceae. The record is from the annotation of a GenBank genome assembly.
AUGACGUAUCGUCCUGACCUGCCAGAGAGCGGCGGUUCCAGUGCCAACUCUGUUAGUGGUGGCGGCUCUGACACCUCAUUCACUCCCCGCACCGGCAGCGACGGGAACGGUAGCGGUAACGAGCCCACUUCUGGUGGUGGCGUGGGCAUUGCUCCUCGACGUCCGGCCCCGUCUAGCGGCGGGGGUGGCGGUAGCGAUAUCGGUAACGAUCUUACAUCUGGCAAUGGCAAGGGCUUCUCAUAUAGACGUCCAGCUCCGUCUAGCGGCGGCAACGGUGCCGGCAAGAGCGACUCGGAGACGAGCUUCAAAAAGAGAGAAGAUCUUCCUGGAAGCGGCGGCGGCGGCAUCGGCGGCGGAGGAGGAUCGUUCACAGGCCGCAAUCCGACCACCUCUCCACCGAAGCCGAAGCCCCGUCCGCCCAUCUCGGCGCCAAAGCCGGAGCCGCAACCCAGCGCCCCUCCUAGUGACACCGGCGGCAACGGCGGUGGCGGUAAUGGUGGUGCUAAGGUGGCAACCACAAAGCUUUAUCUGCUUUCGGAGGGCUCUACCAAGGGGCGGUGUUUGGACGGCAGUGCCCCGGGGUACUACCAUCGUCAGGGCUUCGGCACUGGCUCUCGGAAGUGGAUCAUUUUUCUCGAGGGCGGCGGGUGGUGCUUCAGCCUCAAGCAGUGCGCCGUACGUUCCAAAGGCCUUCUCGGGAGCUCCAAUCAAUGGCCAAAGGAGCGCAAGGUGGAGUUCAACGGCGUGGUGAGUCCGAGCAGCCGCGACAACCCGGGUUUCUACAACUGGAACGUGGCAUCUAUUAAGUACUGCGACGGAGGCUCGUUCGCGGGCGGCUCGGGCAUGGCGCGCACCAAGGCCAACGAUACGGUCUUCUUCCUCGGCAACUGGAACCUCAAGGACUCGAUCAAAGACCUCUUGAACCAGCGCGGCAUGAGCAAGGGCACGGACGUGCUGGUGGCGGGGUGCAGCGCUGGCGCCGUGGCGGUGUCGAUGCUGUGCGAUCAGAUCGCGGGCCAGCUCAAGCCCUUCGGCCUCAAGACCAAAUGCCUCAUGGACGCCGGGUUUAUCCCAGAUGUGAAGGACUACAAGGGUCAGUUUUCCCUGCGUGAGAAGGUCGGGCGCAUGACUCAGCUGCAGAGCUUCAACGGCAUCGGGAUCAACGGCGACUGCCAGCAAGCGAAUCCUGGGCAGAGUUGGAAAUGUUUUUUCCCGCAGUACAAUCUCAAGUACAUCCGGACCCCGACCUUCCUUGUGAACUCGCUUGCGGACUACAAGGGCGUGGCGCUCUCGUUGGCUCCUCGCUCCAAAAAGAAGAGCAACCCUAUCAUCAAGUGCCUCUCUUCCAACUACGACAAGGCCAAGUGCACUCCGCAGCAGCUCGCUCUUCUUCAAAACUAUUCCCAAGGGAUUAAAUCAUCGCUGGACGAGAUUUCACAUAACCGCGCAUCGGCCAACGUGCAGUUCAAAGUGUUCACGUACACCCAGUCCACGCACUGCGUUAUGGACUGCAGACCAGACCAGCGCUAUCAACCUGCACUGCACAUCGCUCGCAAUCGCAACGCAAUCCACGGGUCGCUAACCAAAUCUCACUCAUCUGCACUCUCCUUCUCACACGGCCCCUACUCCCCGCCGCCCCACCAGCCACCUUUCACCACGACGUACCGGCCCCACAUGCCGCUGCGCGGCAACCAUCACGUCUACACCAGACCCCUUAUCAACCCCACACUUCCCCUUCUCGCCCUCGCCCUUGUCGCGUCCCUUGCGCCCUUCUCCGUCGCGGCACUCCCUGGCGCUUCUGGCGCCCGGGGCGGACCGGCGACCACAAGUCUGGUGUUGCUUCCGCCAAGUAAAUACGGCGCGCGAUGCUUGGACGGCAGCUAUCCACCACCAGCUCUCCUUCCUGAUCGUCCUGCUCUCCUCUUUCGUCCUUCCCUGUGUUCUCUCCUUUCCCCAUCCGUUCCCCUCCGUCCCCACCGUCCCUCGGCCCUCUCGUCCCCGCGCAGUCCGCCGGGGUUCUACCACCGGCAGGGGCACGGCGCGGGGGCGAACAAGUGGCUGAUCUACCUGCAGGGCGGCGGGUGGUGCUACAGUGUCACGGGGUGCAGCUUCCGCGCAACCACCGUGCUCGGGAGCACCCGCUUCUACUUGCCGCCAUCUAACCCCGCGUUCGAGUCCACGCUGCGCAAGUAUGGCACGCAAUUCAGCGGAAUGCUGAGCGCGAGCGCGCAGGAGAACCCCGCGUUCUUCAACUGGAACACCGUCAUGGUGCUCUACUGCGACGGCGGCGGCUUCGCGGGCAGCGGGCAGCGCAUCGCCGUCAACCGCACCACCACGCUCUUCUCGCACGGCUCGCGCAUCAUCAACGCCGUGUUACAAGAGCUGACCACGCGGCGCGGCAUGGCGGCAGCCGCCAAGGUGGUGCUGAGCGGGUGCUCCGCGGGUGGGCAGGCGGUGAGCGCCGUGUGCAACCGCGUGGGCGCCGCCGUGCCGCGGGCCAACGUGAAAUGCAUCAUGGACGGCGGGUUCUUCCUCGACGCGGACGACGUGACGGGGCAGAAGUACUUCCGCAGCCUCGCCAAGUCCAUUGUCGCGCUGCACCGCCCCUUCGUCGACCCCGCCUGCCGCCAGAUGUACGGCACACAGGUGUGGAAGUGCUUCUUCCCGCAGAACAACCUCUACUUUGUGCGCCCCCCUGUCUUCAUAGUCAACUCAGUGGCGGACUUUGCCGCCAUAGACAUCGCCAACCAGGGCCAGAACGAGUCCUCUACCACCAGCAUCACGUACUGCAUGAACAAGCUCUUUCUCAAGGCCGGCGCUCCCCCCACUGCCGCUGCUGCUGCUGUCUCUGACUCCGCUCCUGCUGAUGCUGCUGAUGCUGGGGCUGUGGGGGCGGUGGCAGCGGAGUUUGGUCCGGUGGGGGAUGAGGAGGAGGAGGCGGAGGCAUGGGGUGGAGAUGCUGUAGCUUCCAGUGAGCAGACCCGCACUGCUCGGUCUACUGCUUUCUCUUCUCCUGCUUUCCCAGAAGCGUCUGGCGCACAUGCAAAUGCAGGGCUAGUAGACGGAGAUACAUACGAUCAGUUUUCUGGUGUUUUCCACACGCCACAAGGUGUGCCAUCGCCCCACCCACGGUGGUCGAUAGAAGGAGACACGCAUGUGCAACUCGUCCCCUUCAACCCCACCACGAGCACCACCGGCGCCACCAGCAGAAGCUUCACGGCCCUUCACGGCGCUACAGCUACCAUCACAAGAUUCGACCAUGACAGGGACAGAGACCGGGACAACGAAGGAGACAGGGACAGCAGCAAGAGCAGAAGCAAGAGCAGCACCAGCAGCAGCGGCAGUGAGUGCUCUUCAGCGGAGAUGGCAGCGAUACAGACGUACUCGCGGCGGUCCAUCAUGCGAAUCCGCGCUGUGCUGCGCGCCAAGCCUUCAUUCGGGUUCUUCCUGGUGGGCACCAUCGGUCACUGCACCACCAUCUACCCCUCGUGGGCGCAGGUCGCCCGCAAGAAGGAGAACCUGCGUCAGGAGCUCACCACGUGGAUUGGACCCUAG